Molecule: messenger RNA, 1787 nt
Organism: Effrenium voratum
Lineage: Eukaryota; Dinophyceae; Suessiales; Symbiodiniaceae
Source: the annotation of a GenBank genome assembly
CAAGUCACAGGGAGCCUGGGGCGAAAAACCGCAAGAUGCGACAUGGCCGAGCUGCUGGAAAUCGACCUUGAGGAGGAUGACGUCCAGCUUCAAGAGCAGCUCUUUCAGCUCCUGGCACCUUCGCGGAAGGCGGAGCUUGAGGGGCCAGGUGAGGAGCCGGAGCCGGCCCUGCUGGAGACUCUGGCGGAGGAGCCUCCCAGGUAUGCGGGCGCAAAGGUCGCAGAAGCCGCACCAGGGGCCCCUCAGGCAGAGGCCUCCACUCUGGAAGUUGGAGUUACCCUGGAGAGACUGCCCACCGAAGAAGGUGGCGAGGAUAGUGACACUGAGCCGACUGCCUCAGAGGACAACGACUUCUCCGAUCCCAUGGAGGACCUCGAGGAGCAGGCAGAAGAAGAUGCGCUGGACGAGGAUGCCAUGGCAAAGCCUGUGGAGGUGCCGCCCAGACAGGCCCCGAAGCCGCCGCCGCUGCCUGAAGAAGUGCAAGUCCUGAAGGACCUGCUCCAGGUGUCGCGUGGCGCCUGCGAAGCGUUUCACCUCACCUACCCGGACUUCCUGCGGCGGCUACGCGGCCACGCAGCGGAGAUGGGGAAGCCGGAGGCCGCCAGGAGCAAGGUGUCCUUCACCAUGAAGCCCUCUGCCCGCGGAGCUCCGGUGCCGGCGCCGGCGACGGCUCGCCGCAAGCCGCGGUUGUGGCGGGCGCUGAAUCAACCCAUGCCGGGGGAGGUGCUGGUGGUAGACGAGGAGGUGAACGGCACCCACAAGGAUGCGGAUGCCGAUGCGGAGCCGGAUGCCCCGGAUGCCCCGGAGCCGGAGGUUCCGGAGGCCUUCACCAGCGCCACGGCCAUGGUGGUGCUCUUGCGGACCUACCUCCAGGAGGAGCGGUGGGUAGGUGCGCUGGACGGCUGGCUCCUGUUCGAGGCCGACGCGGUGAAGUACCCGCUGGAUUCGGGCGCGCCUUUGAAGAGCCCGGACCAGCCGGAGCUAUUGAGCCUGGGGUCCCUCUUCGCGGUGGCGGCGCUCGGCGAGCGCUACGAAGGUUGCGCCACGCCCGAGUUGCUGGAAAGUCUGUGUGCCCGGAAGCUCCAGCCUGACGUCCUGGAAGAGCUCGCGGAGUAUCUGCAGGGCAGGAGCGAGAGCUGCUCCUUGUUGCUGAGCGCCGGCAAGGCCAAGCAGGUGCCUCCUGUGAAGGUCUCCCACCUGGCGGUGCCGUUCCUGAAGGCGACUCAACGCAGGAAGAAGCGGAGGAAAAAGAGGAGGAGGUUGGAUCUGGAGCGCCUCCCUGGGCAGGCCGAUGAGGAGGAGGAGUCCCCCGGCAGCCCAUCGGAGCGCACCCGGUCCGGCAAGAGCAGGAGGAGCCAAUCUGCGGACAGCGAGGAGACCACGGUGCCACGGGACCGCAGCAGGCCAAAGGAGCCAGCGUCGCAGGCCGAGGCACCGGAGCAGCCCUUGAAGCGGAAGUGCCUUCCGCCAGACUCGCGUCUGCCAGACUUGGCGGCGCUUGAAGCGAGUGCAGAGAGGCUGAGGCGAAAGGGUCUUUUUCUCCGGCAGCUCCUCGACGAGUGUGAGGCCGCGAAGGAGCAGAAUCUGCGUCAGCUCCAGCGUGUGGAGGUGCUGCUGCGGUCCGGCGAGGACAGCCUCCGUGAGACUUUGUGCUCCACCGGGGUCAGCGGCGUCGAGGAGUUCUUGCAGAGGCUGGGCCAAGACGCACGCCGCCUCUACCACCGGAAAGAUGCCGCAGUGGGUGCGGCCGGUUAGCCGAGCUCGGGCCAAAAGUGGCAACUUCUUGA